Messenger RNA from Exophiala viscosa, 1661 nucleotides. RefSeq names its product triacylglycerol lipase. The transcript is spliced from 2 exons. Bases 114 to 1301 code for a protein of 395 amino acids. The record is from RefSeq and is a predicted model, not a curated record. Gene Ontology annotation, biological process: lipid metabolic process. Lineage: Eukaryota; Fungi; Ascomycota; Eurotiomycetes; Chaetothyriales; Herpotrichiellaceae.
CUUAAACCUCCAACUUCCUCCUAGGAAUUCCAUCGUUGGUACUCGACCUACAUUCCACUGCCCUAACACGGUAUGAUAGCUUCACAUCGUGCCCGCUCAACGGAGAGUUUGAAAUGCUCGUCUUGUACCUGUACACUUGCUUGUGGUCAUGGAUCACUGUGGUGACCGCCUUGCCGGCGCAAUUGCUAGCGAAUAACAAUGAAAUUUCUCAGGAAACUUUCGAGUCGUUGGAAGAGCUCGCUCGAAUCGUCGAUAUCUCCUACUGUGUCGGCACUAGUGGUAUUCACAGACCUUUCAAAUGUCUCAGCCGAUGCAGCGAUUUUGAGGGUUUUGAACUCGUUACAACAUGGAACACGGGGCCUCUCCUGUCCGAUUCCUGCGGCUACAUCGCAGUCUCACAUCCUCCCCAUCAGAAGCGAGUCAUUGUCGCGUUUCGAGGGACCUACUCGAUCGCCAACACGAUUGCCGAUCUAUCCACGAAUCCUGCAGAAUAUGCACCUUUUCCCUCUGAAAGCGAUAACGGAUCAGUCUGCGCAUCACUUGAGCGGCAAAAUGAUAAGGAGCCUCUACUACCGCAGUUGUUGAAACCGCCAGCAAAGAGGACUGUGUCGCCGCCAGAAUGUCCCAACUGCACUGUUCACGCCGGUUUCAUGACAUCAUGGAAGAACACACGGUGUACGAUUGUCCCUCACGUGGAAAAGGCCUUGAACGAACACCCAGACUACGAAUUGGUCCUGGUCGGUCAUUCGCUCGGAGGCGCUGUUGCGGCUCUUGCAGCACUCGAGUUUCAAGCGCGAGGAUGGGUGCCUCAUGUCACCACCUUUGGCGAGCCGCGCAUCGGGAACAAAGCUCUGAAUCAGUUCAUUGACAAGCGCUUCAACCUGAACGAUACUAACCUUGAAAAAGCAUCAUAUCGUAGGGUGACACAUGUCGAUGACCCAGUUCCUCUGCUUCCCCUCCAGGAGUGGGGCUACGGUAUGCAUGCGGGUGAGCUAUAUAUUUCCAAACCGUCACUCCCACCUGCACGCUCCGAUAUUCGACACUGCCAGGGUGACGAAGAUCCUUCUUGUAUUGCCAAGGGAAUAUCUACAGAUGCAGAAUCUGACGGCGAAGGUCAAAGACCGAUCUCUGAGUCGAAGAUCAAGGCCUUGUGGGGUAUCGGCACACGGUACAAGCUGUGGGAACUGUUCUUUGCACAUCGGGACUACUUCUGGAGGUUGGGGCUAUGCGUUCCAGGAGGGGACCCAUGGGAUUGGUCGCGUGGCAAGUAUAAUGUGACUGAGAUGAAUGACGAAUUAUGAAAUCGACGAGAACAAUCAAUGGGACAUGGUCAUUGGCGACUGGAGGGCGAAUGAUUGUCUUCAAAAAAGCACGGCGCUGGUGAUUUCUCAGCGUCUGGAUAUCGUCAGCUAAUAUGUAUAUCAACAUAAUAUCUCUCAGUGCUGCUUCACCAUUUUGUCCCGUCAGCGUUUCCGUUCUCUCAUGUACGAUGUCCCUGCCCUAUGUUUCCUACCUUGGGAGACAUUGUGGCAAUUCGGCAAUGACAAUCGACCAUUUUUCAAAGCCACAAAGGUCUCUGCCAAGUCAUUCCUGAUUUAAGCACAUGACGCCGUCUGCCACAUUGCUGUACAAACGUCCUUUUCUUAUCGAGGAAAGUAGGA